Messenger RNA from Durusdinium trenchii, 9573 nucleotides. The record is from the annotation of a GenBank genome assembly. Lineage: Eukaryota; Dinophyceae; Suessiales; Symbiodiniaceae.
AUGGAGAAUCAGAAGUUACGAUUUUUCAAAAAGGGCGGAACCCUUGAGGAUUGGAAUGAGGUGUUACAAAGUGGCCUUCUGCCCCAUCAGAUGAGUUGGGUUGAUGCCAAGGAGCAUGACGAUAUCCUGAGCUAUGCAGAGUCAGUUCUGGGAAAGGGUAUGGUGAUGGAGUAUGAGUGCCAUGAUUGGAAUGGCCGAGCUCAGGGCAAGGCAUGCCUCCGAGUUGAGGAUUGGAGCGAAGUUGGUAGAGGAUUUUUGGUAGGAGAUCAUUUGGUGGCAAGUGACGGGUACUAUGAGUGGUAUGGCCAGCAUUACCUGAUGAGAGGAAAGGGGCUGUACCAUUUGUGCAGUUGUGACAGAAAGAAGUGCAAGAUCAAGUUGGCGCGAGGAGAUGGAAGAGAGCUGGUACACAUCAGCAGGUGGAGGUUGGUGAAUCCGUUGAUGAUGUAUGACAUGGAGUACUCAAAGAAGCGUGCUCUGGAGGGCAUCGUGAGUUUCAUAGACGCCUGGUCACCCCGUGUGCCCGAACCAGCAGGGGGCCCAGCGGCAAAAGGUAAAGUGGAGACCUUCGAAGACCCGACAGGGAUUGACAAGGCCCUGGAGAAGGCAAAGAAAGCGGUGACUGAGAAUUUAGAGCCAGAGGAGAAGAAGGAGGAGAGCCGUGGUGAGAGAGAAAGAGGGCCGAGAGGGUCCGUUGGAGCCCUGCUGGAAAAGAGGGCAGCAGAAAGGCGUGAGCAACAGUUGAAGAAGGAGGAGGAAAAGGCGAAGAAAGAAAGCCGAGGCAGGAGCCGGAGCCGCAAAAGGCGGCGGGGGAGAAAGAAGAGGAGAGCAUCGUCGAGUGAGAGGAGAAGUGGAUCAGGCGGGAGCCGAAGCUCAGAGUCGUCACGAGGUUUUCGACAGCCCUUCACCCGGGGGGAGGACGAACUGUGGCGGCUCUCAAAGAGAAACCCCGGGCAGCUGCUAAAGAGCGGCAUGAAGGAGCUGAGUCGAUACCUGGCGAGUCGAGCCGAAAGCGGAGGAGGAGACGAAAGUUGGUCGAGUUACAAGAUGAUGGCAUACAUCAAUCAGGUGGUACUGGUUCAGCACCCGCCUCCGGCCAUAGGAGUGAGAAGUCAUCGAGAACUCAUCACCCUCGGGACCGCCAUCGACAUGCUGAUCAUGGGCGAACUGGCGGAGCUAGGAGACCUACUGAUGCAGCGGUUGAAGGCUCUAGAGACCAGUCUGGUCGAGAGCAACUGGAUGUCAGCACGGCAUCAGGAGUUGAUACCCCCUCAAGCCGCAAGCUUGACGUCAGAGAGCGAGAGGAGAAGGGCGGCAAAGCAGGAGGUGAAGGAGAGGUCAAAAAGCCCCGAGCUGGCGCGUCGAGUCCAUUUCGACGAUCAGCCAAGAGAGAUAGGACGGCCCGAAGGAGCGGUGGAGAAACCCGGAGGGUCGUCCUCCGCGAGGCAGCGGCGGUCCGCCUGGCAGAAGGCAGUAUGGCCGAAGAAGGAAAGAGGCUGGAAGAAGCCGGAGGACAGUGGAGAAGGAUCCAGUGAGGAAAGGAGCGAGGCCCUUCCAGCGAAGUCCAACCCCGAGGAGAGUGAUGGAGACUGGGAAAGCUUGAAGAGUGUUGAUCUUGAAGCUGGAGUUGAGGAGAGCUUGGCAAUAAUGCAGCGUUGGCUAAAAGGUGAAGAAUGUGGUGGUAUGAGCAUCUCACAAACAGGAGGACUCUUGGCGUUGGUGUGCAUGCGAAGUGGGACGAACCUGGGCGAGUAUCUCAAGAGGUCCAUCGAGCCGGGGUCUGACGACGGCAAUAGGGGGAGACAGCGGGAAGUUCUGCCCCUGCCGCUUUGGGCCGAUGGGAAGGAACAGCUCAGGAGCCUUUUUGAGUCUGGAGAUUUUAGGAAGUUCGGAGGCACAGACAGGAAGGCCUUUCGACAUGCACGACGAGCAGGUCUACUCAUUUGGCAUUGCCUGGCUGUGGUGGUGCUGAAUUUUCUGUGGACAGGAGGAGGAAAGCAAGCAAAGGUUCACAGAGGGACCACAAGUGUGAGUCAGGCAAGGGCCUUGGAUCGGAUAUGGGAGAUGGUGAAGGCUUUUGUAGAUGAUAGCUCGGAGACAAAGUCAAAGGUGCCCCGUUCCCCAGAGAUGGGGGAGUGGGGGCGAAAGGUUGGCGAUGUGAGGAUCUCAUAUCAAGGUGAGAUAGUAGAGAAAGGGCAACGUCUGACGCUGGAUCAGGUCCUGCCUGGUUUGCCGCCGGCGGGUUAUGGAGCUAGUGGCCCGCCUUCAGCUCCGAACGUGUGGAGUGAUCCGCGCCUGGCCAAGGGCACAUUGGCCAAGCUUUGGGAAAAUGAGUCAUCCUUGAGGGCACGAAUGAUGGAUCAGGACUUCCCCUACUUGACUCGCUGGGUCACAAACCCGAAGACCAAGAAUGUGGCAAUAGGAAUCCCAUCGGUGAAAGCCAUGGGAUUGAACGUCACCGCCUUGGAAAAGCUUGCGGAGUGGUACUGCCCGGUGCAACCCAUCGCAAAAUGCGUCAACAUCAACGUGAUGAGGAGGGAGGACCCAAAUCUGGAGAACUUUUUCGCCAUCCUCGAGCGUCACUGGGCUGAGUCUGGACCCAUUGCCAACGAUGGCUAUGACGAUGCGUGUGAUUCUGACCCGGACGAUGAGGACACUGACCCAGUGGUACCCGAAAGCACAAGUAUGGAUAUGGUGGACACUGUGCCCAUGGAUACCCAAGAUAUGACCGCAGCUGAGAGUGUUGUGGAGAAUGCCAACGCGGCUAAGUCCUGUGAGGCUGUGCCCAUGGAGCCCAAGGAUACGUACAUACCUGCAGCUCCUGUGGAGGAAACCUCCAGUCAGUUGCUUAAGGCUGGGCCUUUGAAGACCCAAGAUGUGCUUGAAGCUCACGCGGAAGAAAAUGAAAAGGAAAAGCUGCUCAAGGCACGAACUUUGAUUCUUGGUGAGUCGCCGUCAGGCAAAGGCUUUGGGCUUUCUGGGGGACCACCGGCGGGGGAUGCCGGGCCUGCCUCUGGUGAAGUUGCCCAGCAUGCUGGGCAGAAAGAGGAGACCGUGGAUGGCUUCGGUGGGGAAGAACAGUUUGAGCCGCCUCGAGUGUCUGAUAGUGAACAGGCGCAGGGAGGGGAGAAAGAGUCAAAGAAUCUUGAGAAAGGUAAGAUCGAAAAGGGUGAGCACAAGGAUCCGGAGAAACCCGAGGAAACAGUGGUCAUUGAAGAGAAGGUGAAAAAUAAAGAGUUGGAGCACAAGGGCCCAGAGAAGCCUGAGGAAACAGUGCCCUCUGGCUCGGCAGCUUCGAAGAGGAGCGAAGAGUUGAAGAAUGAAGACGGCUCUGAUUCUAGCGGCGGCGGUCCUGCAUUGCCAACAGUCACGAGACUGGACCAGCAAGCAUUCAAGAAAAUGAAGACCAAUGUGCAGAAGAUGAACAAAGAAGAGCCAGCAGAGUCAAAACGUGGACGGGGUCGUGGCCGUGGCCGCGGACGUCGCCAAAAGGAAGAUGAAGAUGAGCCUCUGCCAGCACAGAAGAAAGCCAGGACCGAUGAUGAUGAUGAUGAUGAUGAGGCCCGCAGAGACUUGACAACAACGUUCGAAGCCUUGGCUGAGGAAGAACAGGGAAAAGAAGCGAAGACAAAGAAGACAAGGCAGCCCAAAGCGAAAGCCAAGGGGAAAGCCAAACCGAAAGCAAAAGGGCAACCCAAGGCGAAAGCAAAAGGGCAACCCAAGGCGAAAGCAAAAGGGCAAGCCAAGGCGAAAGCCAAAGGGCAAGCCAAGUCAAAAGCCAAAGGGCAGCCCGUUGAGAAGCCAAAGAGGGCAAUCUUCAACACUCCUGCAAGGAAGAGCAAGACACCCUCAGAGGAGACACCCGACCCGGCUCACCAGGAAGAUGCAGCAAAACGGGCAAAGGGCCCGAAGAAAAAGAAUGCUGACAAGGCUACCUUUGCUGGCCGCUACCCACCGUCGAAUGAGGCAGCAUUGGGUCGGUUCAAUGCCCUUUGCUCGGCGUACAGGACUGCUAUCGAGCCUCUGGUCAAGUCCGGGAGUCGAGUGGAGGUACUUCUGCGAGAAAUGAGGCGCGGACAAAGUUGGCUGGCCAGCCAUGGCUUCUUUGCUUCGAUCCCAGAAGGCUUUGCAUCGCUCUUUGCCUUCAGGACUUCUCUCCUGCUACUGGUCUGUAUGGCAAUGGAGGGGCAUUUUAUUUUGGAGAACCCCCGAAGUUCUUUGAUGUUCUUGUACAUGAUGGAUGUGUUCAAGACCGUCGCUGAGCUAGGUGAACCGGUAUCUCACAAGGAACCGGAGACGCUGCCAGGUGAACCGGUAUUUCACAAGGACUCGAUCGAACCCACCCAGGAGACCUUUGUCUCGGAGGUUGAAGUCUUAAGGUCGGAGAUGGAAUCCACAGAGCUCACUGUGGAAGGAGAAUUUGCCACGGAAGCAGACAUGAUCGAGAAAGACAUCUAUCAGAACAUCACGCUCUACUACGUUGAGCGCAGCUACAAAGCUUCGAUGAAGCCCCUUGUUGGAACGCAGAGGAAGAGAUCUUCGAUCGAGAUCAACCAUCGUGCGCGCAUGGAUGUGCAGGGCGGCCUCCAGGACCUUGAACUGAAACCAGGGUGUGUUCUUGGUGAAGGGGUUGAAGAAGGUGAAGAGGAAAUCACGAAGUCCGACGAUGAGAACCAGGAAAAUGGCGCCAAACUUCGCAAGAAGCUUGGAAUCCCUGAGAUGGAUCCUGACGCCUUGCCAAGCAGUUGCCUACCAAAAUAUUUGACAUGCAUGGCCAAGCGAAUCUCGUCUUUGGCAGCCCUGACUGCAAAGUUCAACAAGCCAAAACUCUCCGAUAUUCAGACUCGGCUUCUUGACGUGCUCAUCAUGUUGCGGGAGGCUCUGCUGAGUGAGUCCUCAGCUUUGGAAGAGAUCCACAAGCCUUUCAUUCCAAAAGAGUCAAAGGAUGAGAAGGGUGCGAAGGGUCGCGCGGCCGCAAAGGCGGCUGUGAAAGGUUCUCACAAAGCUCCUGAGCCUGGGGAUCUGACCAACAACUAUGCAGAGCUUCUGUCUGAAGGGGUCCCAGCGGCGAAGCUUCGACACGUUGCAGACAAAGCCCGAGCAGAGGUUGGAGAGAGGCAGUUGGCCUCAAAGGCAUCCAGCGGUGCCAAUGCUUGCCGAGAGGCUCACGCCUUUAUUGGAAGAUGGAACUUAGCUUGGAAGAUUCCCUACAGCUACCUGCCACUCCAAAAAAAAGAUGGCUCACAGAUUGAAGUUCCCUACAUAUCACCGAAGGAUUACUUGAAAUUUCUUCUUGGCAAAGCUCCACACCUUCUUUAUGGGGGCCUUGAUGAUUUGGAACUGGGUGCCAAGCAUUGGGAAUGCUUUUGGAAUCACUACCGGGAGAUUCACCCAACACAUGUUUUGUUCGAGGCUUCCGGGAAUACGGAGAGAAGGCUCAGCAACACAAUAGGUCUUGCCUUCUACGGGGACGAGGGCCGCGGCCUGAAACGUGGAAACACAUGCAUCAUCACCAUGGAGACCGUCUUGGGCCUCAUGGAUCCUUCAAAUCCCCGAGACUCCAGAUGCUGUGAGAGCUGUUGCGUGUCCAAGUCAACAGCGAAAAGGUAUGACUUGAGGGAAGGGUUCAUGGCUUCCCCCAACGAUCUUGGUGAAAUCCCACUGUUCGCGCAGCAUGUUUCAAACUACAAACACCACAGCUUUUUGACUAAGUAUGCCCUCAGUAUCCUACCGCAUUCCUACUUCAAGGAAACUGACCUCCUCGAGCGAUUGAUGGGUAGGCUAUGUCAGGACUUCCGGGAGCUUUUCGAGUCUGGUCUGGAAACUGGUCAAGGAAAGGUGUUUGCUGCCCUUACUGGGAUGAAAGGUGACCUCAAAUGGUACCAGUCCAUUGCAAACUUGUCACGCUGCUUUGCCAAGCAGUUGAAACCGGAUGAGCCGUGCUGCCACCAGUGCAUGGCUGGAACGGCAGACAUGCCAUUUGAACAAACAACCCACAAUCCAGAUUGGGCCCAAACCAUGUUCUUCCAACGACCAUGGGCACAAGACAACGAACCACAAGCCAUUACGAAUCUCCCAUUUGAUGCAGCAGCGCCAGAAAGAAUCUUGCGUCGCGAUGUAUUUCAUAAUGCUAAGCAAGGCACAUUCCGUGACUACAUAGCAAGCACAGUGCUUCUACUUUGCUUGCUUGGAUACUUUCACGACAGUCAUGGGAGCAACAGCCGAGAUGCUCUGCUGGGCCGGGCGCACGCCCACUUCAGUUUGUGGUGUUGCAGCACGGGCAAGACGCCCGCCCUACGCAGUUUCAACUCUCUCUUCUUUAGCAUUACUUCAUGGAGUGACUAUCCAUGGAUCAAUUGCAAGGGCAGCGACACGAGCCUAUGUGUGUCCUGGCUCCGUUGUCUCACACGCUGCCUCCUUUUUGACCUGAAGGAUCCGGAGCACAAGCAAACGCUUGAGUCGAUGCACCAGGCAGCUGUUCAGGGAGAGCGCUUUUUCAAGAUCGUGUACACUCACGGUAUCUGGCUCAGCCGGCACUGUGCUGCUGCAACAUACGAGGCUUUGCAUUUGUUUUUGAAAGAGUACAACACGCUGUCUUUCCUGUCGCUUUAUAAGCAUGCCUACACGGGGUACGCCAAGAAAACCAAAAUGCAUAUGUUGGCCCACGAGAAGUAUGACCUUCACAUGCUCUUGGUUGGCAAAAGACCUGUUGCAUUGAAUCCGGUGAUUUUCGCAACGGAGCAAAACGAGGACACAGUGGGGCCUCAAAUUCAUGCCUCCCGGGAGGAAUGGGAGAAGAUUGCGGGAGAGAUGUACCGACGAGGCCUGGUGAAGACGGUUGCGGCGCCAGUGCUUGUGCGUGGCAGAUACUUGGUGAAUGGUAGUUUCGGGGUGGCAAAGCCGGGCAAGUACCUUGAUGAUGAGCGACCGGUCUUGAGGCUGAUCAUGGAUUUUCGAGGUACAAACGCGGCGACCCGAGUUCUUGAGGGAGAUGUGAGGAGCUUGACAGGAGCCCCGGCUCUACAGCAUGUGGUUCUGCCGGCGGGCAAGGUAGUGAGGAUGAGCGCCGAUGAUCUGGUGUCAGCCUUUUAUUUGUUUGCUCUCCCACCGGGUUGGCCUGAGAUGAUGACGUUUGCAGAAAAGGUAAGCUGGAGAAGCCUGGGAGUAGAGCGAGAAGGAGAAACCUAUAUUGGGGCGGCUGUGCUCCCAAUGGGUUGGGCGUCGGCCGUGGGAGUGCUGCAGCAUGCCCAUAGGAGGUUGGCCCUGCGAUCACCUUUGCAAGGCGGAGGAGGUUUGCUGGGAAAGUGUGAGAUACGACGAGACAGCGUCUUUCCCAACCUGGAGGAGGAAGAUAAGUUAUGGUCUCUGUAUCUCGAUGACACCAGCCUCUAUGAGAUCAUGGAGGCACGAGUGGCCGAAGACCUGGAAGGCAAAAGCUCGGAAGAACAGGAAGCCCUGAGACGGGCCUAUGCGCAUUGGGGGGUACCGUACUCGAAAGAAAAGAGCUUGCAGAGGGCUCGGAGGGCCGAGAAGCUCGGAGCCGUGGUUGACGGAGAUCGAGGAACCCUUCAAGGAUCGAUGAAGAGAGCGCUGGAUAGCCUGUCGCUGAGCUUUUGGCUGCUGAGGCAAGAGAAGGUACCCCGGAAAGGAUUGCAAGUAUUUUUGGGACGAGAGGUGCACACGUUGCAGUUCCGUCGACCUUUGUUUGGAGUUUUCGACUAUCUAUGGAAGGACAUUUCGGAUGGGGAGGUCCUGAUUGAACUGGGAGCCAAGUCAGUAGAGGAGAUAUUGAUGGCAGGUUGCAGUCAGCCUCUGAGAGUGACUGACUUGAGGGCGAAACUGCAUGAAGUGGUGACGGCCUCUGAUGCCAGUGAAACAGGUGGUGGCUCUGUGUAUGGAUCAAAGCUGACCUCCCGUGGUCUCAGAGAAAUGUGCGCCUUGGAGGAGGAAGAAGAUGAUGUUGGCGGCGAGGGUAUCAAUCUGGAUGAACCCCAAAGUGUUCUGGUGUUCGACUUCUUUGCAGGCAUAGGAGGCCUGAGUCGAGCGCUGGAGCUGGCCGGACAGAAGGUGGAUCAUUUGGUGGUGAUUGAGAAGGAUCCUGAAUGUCUAUCAAAGUUGAAUGUGGACCGAAUUCAUCUUCAAGACCCUAGAUCUCAAUUGUUCUACAAGUAUGUGGAGAUCCUGGGAUGGAUUGAGGACCUGGCACGAGAAAUGAAAGUAUGGUCGGUCCUGAUGGUGGAAAAUGUGGUUGGAGAUGACGCGGACAUCCGGGAAAUGAGCCAGCAGCUGGGAUGCCGUCCGGUGCACGUUUGCUCAGGAUGCUUGUCAUGUGUCCGCCGUCCAAGAUUGUAUUGGUGCAAUGUAGCCUUGGAUGACCAUGCUAGCUUUCAGUUGAACCACCACGAGCCCUACGAUGUGAUAGAGUUCAACGAGGAGCUGGAGCCCUUGGGUUCGGUGUGUGAUGAGCAGUGGUUUUGGCCGGCGGCUGAGGUCAACAAGAACCUGCGGCUACCCACGUUCACCCGAGCCAUUCCACGAAGAAAUCCACCAAAGGAGCCAGCAGGGCUGCAGUCCUGUGAUCGGAGCACAUUAGACAGAUGGAAGGAGGAUAGGAUGAAGUUUCCGCCGUACACUUACAGACCUGAGUUCCUGUUCCAUCAUGCCGCAGGAGAAGAGGUGAAACGAGUGGCAUCAGCGACCGAAAGAGAGAGGUUGAUGGGGUAUCCCACGGGAUAUACCUUGGCCCUGUUUCGAAAAGAGGCAGAUACGGAGGAGGAGAAAACAAAGCAGUCAGUGGCUCGAGAGGCGGCUAUCGGAAAUAGCUUCCAUGCUGUGGUUGUGGCUUGCUUGAUGGACCUAUGGCUAUGGAAGAAGCAAGCCCGAACUGACCCAAAGGGAGCCAGUGCCAUAGUGAAGAGGUGGCACGAGGAGAUGGCCGUCAGAAGCUUCAAUGACAUUGGAGAAAAGGACGAUGCCACGACGCAUGUUAGCGAGAGUGAAAGAGACAAGGAGGAGGAAGAAGCCCAGGCGCAGAUGGCCCGGAACCCCAAGCGUGAGCAAUGGCUUCGUUUGGCGGGACAUAGUUUCGGAAAGGAUGGAGGAGCCCGCUUGUUGAACGUCCGGCUGAUUCACCAGUAUCUCCGGAGGAUGGAAUUUCGAGGAAGUGAUGUUCGCUUGGACCUGCAGGUGGUGUACCGUCCUGAUGCGGUCACCCGGACGACAGUUGAUCCGGGGCGCUGGGUUUGGAAGACAGCCCAAUCGUACAAGUGGCACCAAGAUGAGCAUAUCAACCUUUUGGAGUUGAGGGCCAUCCUGAGGAGCCUAGAGUGGCGGGCCCGAUCGGCCUCCUUUCAUUCCUGCAGGUUUCUUCACCUGUCGGAUUCCCAGAUCUGCCUGGCUGUGCUGACAAAAGGUCGAAGCAGCUCAAGAAAGAUCAGUCGCAUUUUGCGGAAGAUCUCAGCCUUGUGUGUCGCCUUGAAUCUCUUCCCCUUAUGGGCUUGGAUCGCAUCCCGAUUGAAUCCUGCGGAUGGUCCAAGCAGGCGUUUUGAGAAGGAUGCCAAGAAGGGAGAUUAA